Molecule: messenger RNA, 502 nt
Organism: Colletotrichum destructivum
Lineage: Eukaryota; Fungi; Ascomycota; Sordariomycetes; Glomerellales; Glomerellaceae
Exons: 2
Coding region: 203-439 (78 amino acids)
Source: RefSeq, a predicted model, not a curated record
CGGCCGAUACACCCCCCGAGCGAAGUGAUCUGAGGAGUCACAUCUAUGGCAUAGAGCAGCAUAUGGCGGUAUCUGAGGAAGUAUAUAAUGCAGGUCCAAGCCCAUUUCUGUGUCGUGUCUAUCUCGACCCCAUCAAGCCCAUCAAAUCUCUGAAUCAUUUAGGGCAACUGGUCAAGCUCAAGUUCAAGUUCAAGCUCAUACAAUGGCUCCGAAUCCCAGUUGCAACAAAUGCAGUGGUCUUGGGACCUACAACGAUUCGUGUGGCAAUUGCAAUGGCAAUAAGACCGUGACGGAAAAAUGUACGCGUUGUGACGGAAAAGGGCACCAUGGAAGCGCUGAAGACUGGACUUGUGACCACUGUGACAACGGCGAGGUCAAGAAAAACUGCGGUGACUGCUAUGGGCAAGGGACAACCGUUGAGACUUGUUCUUGCGGUUAGCAUUGGCGAGCAAGCAUGCACCUAUAUUAUAGGGUUACUUUGGAGGUAUCCCUAUAACCUCUA